Molecule: messenger RNA, 1867 nt
Organism: Populus nigra (black poplar)
Lineage: Eukaryota; Viridiplantae; Streptophyta; Magnoliopsida; Malpighiales; Salicaceae
Product: probable serine/threonine-protein kinase PBL8
Exons: 6
Coding region: 347-1630 (427 amino acids)
Biological process (GO): protein phosphorylation
Molecular function (GO): ATP binding; protein kinase activity
Source: RefSeq, a predicted model, not a curated record
GGCCUCCUCUUUAGCUACUCUUUUCUCUCUCUCUUUUUCAGCAUGUAAUAUUGUAAUGUAAUAAUAAAGAUUAGUACUAUGGGCUGCUUAAAUAUUUCAAUGUUUCCUUUUUAUUUUUUAUUUUUUAUAAACUAAUAAAACACCGGUAACAGUGAGAGAGAAAAAAUAGUGUGUCAAGGGGGAAGCAGGAAAAAAAAAGAGCCAAGAAUGAAACAAGUAGGCUGCGGCUUUAUCAGGACAGCCAUUCCACCAGCACCUGCUGCUACUUCAGCUUCUGCUCUACCCCCGCUACUAACUCUUCAAAGUCACUGUCAUAUCAUUUAUAGUGCUAGAAGUAGUAAUCAAGAUGGGCAACUGCGGCACUAGAGAAGAGUCUGCCGUUGUCUCCACUGCUCAAGUUCAACAACAGCUUCACAUAAUUUCAUCAUCAGCAUCAAUUAAAAACGGUCAGUCAGACAAGAAGCAUAGCAGGUCAGUUUCAGAUCUGAGUGAUCCUACUUCAACUCCACGCAACUUUGAGGACUCAAGAAAGAAUGCCCUUCUUUAUACUCAUGUUAUAGCCUUCACUUUGUAUGAGCUUGAGACAAUUACCAAGAGUUUUCGCUCUGAUUACAUUCUUGGGGAAGGUGGAUUUGGAACUGUUUAUAAAGGCUACAUUGAUGAGAAUGUCAGGGUUGGCCUCAAAUCUCUUCCAGUUGCUGUCAAGGUUCUCAAUAAAGAGGGUCUUCAAGGCCAUCGUGAAUGGCUUACCGAAGUAAACUUUCUGGGGCAGCUUAGGCAUCCUAAUUUGGUGAAGUUGAUUGGGUAUUGUUGCGAGGAUGAUCACAGGUUACUUGUUUAUGAGUUUAUGUUCCGAGGAAGCCUUGAGAAUCAUCUAUUUCGAAAAGCAACAGUUCCAUUAUCUUGGGCCACAAGAAUGAUGAUAGCACUUGGAGCGGCUAAAGGGCUUGCUUUUCUUCACAAUGCAGAAAGACCAGUUAUAUAUAGGGACUUCAAAACCUCUAAUAUAUUACUGGACUCUGAUUAUACUGCCAAGCUUUCUGAUUUUGGGCUUGCAAAAGCUGGACCGCAAGGCGACGAGACUCAUGUAUCAACUCGAGUGAUGGGUACCUAUGGUUAUGCUGCCCCUGAAUAUGUAAUGACUGGCCACCUGACUGCAAGAAGCGAUGUGUACAGUUUUGGAGUUGUUCUUCUGGAACUAUUGACAGGAAGGAAGUCAGUUGACAAAACCAGACCCAGCAAGGAGCAGAGCUUGGUGGAUUGGGCCCGUCCAAAAUUGAAUGAUAAGAGAAAGUUGCUGCAAAUAAUUGACCCCAGAUUAGAGAACCAGUACUCUGUAAGGGCAGCCCAGAAAGCCUGCAGCCUGGCAUAUUACUGUUUGAGCCAGAAUCCAAAAGCAAGGCCCUUGAUGAGUGAUGUGGUUGAGACUUUGGAACCUCUACAAUGCAGUGAAGUUUCAUCAUCACUGACCCCAGCCCUAACCGGUGGUGCUGUUGCAUUUGCAAUGGGAGGGGUACCUGAUUACCGGAUGCGUCAUAGAUUCACCAACAAUGUUGGACCUGGUUCUAGUUGUCGGUCUCCUAAUCCAAAUUGCUCCCCAGGUGGCCCUGCAGCUUGCAGGGUCAGAUAAGCAUAUUGCCUUUUAUGUAUUUGGUGUGCCUUUUCAUCCCCAUCCAUCUUUCUAAAUGACAAGUUCUGAUUGUUAAAUCAUGAGUGAAUUUGCUUCCUUGUACCUGAUGUACAUUCUAUCAUCUCGACCCCCAACCAGCUGUUAGUUUUUGUUUGCUCACUUGUUGCUUGUAUCUAUUUUCGAGCAUAGUUUGCAUAUCAAUGAGAAUUGCCAGAUGAAAACAGUUUUUCUUCUUCA